Jaculus jaculus (lesser Egyptian jerboa) is the source of this 719-nucleotide messenger RNA. Its product is annotated as ribonuclease pancreatic-like. The transcript has a single exon. The record is from RefSeq and is a predicted model, not a curated record. Gene Ontology annotation, molecular function: RNA nuclease activity; nucleic acid binding. The coding region runs from base 22 to 480 and encodes 152 amino acids. Lineage: Eukaryota; Metazoa; Chordata; Mammalia; Rodentia; Dipodidae.
UCCCAGAAAAGUAAGAUCACCAUGGCUCUGGAGAAGUCCGUUGUCCUGUUUCCACUGCUAGUCCUUGUGCUGAUGGUGCUAGGAUGCGUUCAGCCCUGUCUGGGAAGGGAAUCGAAGGCCGAGAAGUUCCAGCGGCAGCACAUGGACUCAGACAGCGCCUCCAGCCACAGCCCUACCUACUGCAAUGAAAUGAUGAGGCGGCGUAAUAUGACAAAGGGAUCCUGUAAGCCAGUGAACACCUUUGUGCAUGAGCCCCUGGGUGAUGUCCAGGCUGUCUGCCUCCAGCAACAGGUCUCCUGCAAGAACGGGAAGACCAACUGCUACAAGAGCAGCUCCAGCAUGCGCAUUACAGAGUGCCGCCUGACAGGCAGCUCCAAGUAUCCCAACUGCACAUAUACGACUACUGAUAAACAGAAACACAUCAUUGUGGCCUGUGAGGGAGACCCCUCUGUGCCAGUCCACUUGGAUGCAACAGUGUAGACAACCUCCUAGUCCAGACCAGUGAGAUGUCUCUCUCCCCAUACCUCAGCCUCAUCAUUCCAUCAUCUGUCUCUCCUCUUCCUUUCUGGUCCUGAAAGAAGUAACUCCAGUGAGAACCCCUGUCCAACACAAACAUGACUCCCUCCUCUGCAUCUUGUUCCUUCCUGCUCCUUUCAAUAAAACAGUUGCACCUAUCUGAUGCCUGAGCGUCUCUUCCAGGCAAGGGAUAAGAACGUAAU